AUGUUUUAUACUACAUUACAGAGACUCCCGGGUGGUCUAACUCAUCAGUACAUGCCACUUGUACCUAUUCAAUGUACGCUAACCAUGAGAGAAGGGCGUACGCAUGAGGUGACAAUCAGAGGGAAUGAUGAGGGAAUAUUCUUCAUUGACGGGUGGCUACAGUUCCUGCAUGCGAAGGAUAUAAGGACUGAGUACUAUCUUUGGUUCGACCGCAACAGCCUCACAGGCUUUUCAGUCACCGUGUUCGACGAGGAUGCUAUUGAGCGGCCUUUGCGACAUCGUUUUACUCUGGAGAUCAAGAAAACACACAUUGAACGUGCGCGCUUGGUAGUCGAAUAA
Molecule: messenger RNA, 339 nt
Organism: Striga hermonthica
Lineage: Eukaryota; Viridiplantae; Streptophyta; Magnoliopsida; Lamiales; Orobanchaceae
Source: the annotation of a GenBank genome assembly